This is a messenger RNA of Melampsora larici-populina 98AG31, 1962 nucleotides long. RefSeq lists its product as uncharacterized. The record is from RefSeq and is a predicted model, not a curated record. NCBI's taxonomy places the organism in Eukaryota, Fungi, Basidiomycota, Pucciniomycetes, Pucciniales, Melampsoraceae. Gene Ontology annotation, biological process: peroxisome organization. Gene Ontology annotation, cellular component: peroxisomal membrane. The transcript has 5 exons. Bases 48 to 1730 code for a protein of 560 amino acids.
GCUUGACUUGAAGGUUUGAUGAUGAUGAGUCAGAGUGACUCUGAUCGAUGGCUACUGCCUUGGACACUUAUCUUAAUGAUCCAUCUUUAGAAAUCAAUUAUCACUAUUAUCAUCAUCAUCAUCAUCAAGUUAAUAUGAAUCAACAAAAUACCAAAACUUCAACUCCAAUUCAAACUAUACUCUCUUUACCUCCAUCUAUCUUAUCUUUCUUAGUUCGAUCUCAACCUAUCAUCAAUUCAAUAGCUUCACUCUCUCUCAUCAUACGAUGGUCUCAUCCAACUGGUCAUUAUCCAUCCUGGCUUCUACUCUUCUCUUGGUCAUUCUUCUGUCUAUCAUCUGAAUAUUUAAUCAACUAUGUUGGAUUCAAUUUGAUCUUAACUUUAACUUUAACCUUCACUUGGUUAAAAGCUAUCAAUCCAAAUCAAUCAAUUCAAACUACUACAAAUCAAGACCAAUCAAUCACACCACCUCAAACUAAUCCUACAGCUUUGAUUAACACUCUCGAUUCAUUUCAAGUCAUUGUAGAUCAUGCUCAUUUACUCUCGAUCACUAUCAUUCAACCCAUCCAAUCCAUCUUGAAUUGGUCAGAUUAUCAACAAUCAAAAACAUGUUUAUACGCUUCUUUAACUUCAAUACCGUUCACCUUACUCUUAACAAGAUGCUUAGGAAUCCAAAACUUAUUCUUAAUUAUGGGUUCAAUCCUAAUUCUUUGGUCUGCUCCUUGGUUUACUUUAUUUAGAAAAUUGAUUUGGAGGUCUAGGAUUUUAAGAUCAUUUUGUAGAGUUUGUUUAAGGAUUUGUUUGUUUGGUGGGAUUGGAGUUUGGGAUGAAAUUAAAAGAGGUGAUCAUCAUGGUGAUUCAAUCAAGAUUAUUCCUUCUAGAAAUUCGAAUCCAAAACCAGAUUCUGAUGAGAAUUAUACAAACCAUGAUGAUGGGUUUCAAUCUGCUAUGGUUAAGCAUUCGCGAGACGAAGAGGAUGAUGAACAUAAACAAGAAAUCGAAGUCAGAUUCACGAUUUUUGAAAACCAACGUUGGUGGAUGGGACUAGACUGGACCAACACCUUAUUACCACACGAAAGACCGAAUUGGACAGAUUCAAGCCAUACACCUGUACCAGGCCCCACAGAUUUCAAGUUACCAAAUCCGACGAUCACUUCAAGUGGUAAAAAGAUUCAAUGGAAAUGGCAAGAUCGAGACUGGACGAUUUCCAAAGCUUCACCAGGUCUGAUCAACCCAGACACGACUACCAAACCACAUCAUCCACUCUCAAGUCCUCUUCGACUCUCCAUGAAAUCUAUCUUGAAUUCUUCUUCUCCUAAUGAUCUUAAUGGACUUAUGAAUCGUUCAGAGACCCAGAAAUCUCGUUCUGGAUCACUUUCUUUUGGUCAACAAGCUGGCUCUGAACUUGAAAAGAAUUUGAGAGAAGCCGUUGCUUCUUCUGGUCUAUCGACCGAAGCAAUGGUCGAAGGAGAAGAUCCAAGUGUACCAUGGGAUGUAGAUACAAACGGCUGGCAAUAUGGGGAUAAUCAUUGGGAGAAACUGAGUAGAAAGGCAGGGAUUGGUAGGUAUACAAGAAGAAGAGCUUGGGUAAGACGAGCAGUGAUGGUUUCUACUGAAAACCAUCAAGAAUCAGAAGAAGAAGAAACCGAGAUUGAGCGUGUUGAGAAGAUGAUCCCUAGUACGCCUAAGAAUAAAGAUGCUUUAAGAAGAAGAUUGGUGAAUACGAAUUAAUACUCCCAUAGUCUUUGAAGAUCUCUUCCUGCCCCGUAUUAUGUUUUGAAUCUUAGUCUCGAAAAAAAUCAGUUUAGCAAUCAUUUUGUUAGUAUUUGUGAACUGUUCAUAAGCCUAUUUGAUUAUUAUAAAGUACUCGAUUGAAUGUUUAAUUCCUUCAAGCUGGUAGUUGUUGAGGUUUCAUUGUAUUUGUUUUGUAUAUGUGUAAUAUAUUCGUCGUUAAGAAGACAGA